This is a messenger RNA of Naegleria gruberi, 675 nucleotides long. RefSeq lists its product as uncharacterized. Lineage: Eukaryota; Heterolobosea; Eutetramitea; Acrasida; Naegleriidae. The transcript has a single exon. Bases 1 to 675 code for a protein of 224 amino acids. The record is from RefSeq and is a predicted model, not a curated record.
AUGAGUCAAGAUAAAAAGGUAGAACAACAUAUUGCGGAUGAAAUUUUUAAACCUGAUGUCAUUGAAAUUUCGGAAUCACAUAUUAAUGAAAAUAAGAAUGUAAUAAUAACAAAACCAUUAAAUGAUAAACAAGAUGCACCUCAAGUACAAUUCCGAAUGGAAUUUGAUGAAUUAAGUGAAAAGAAAGAUAAAAGAUUAAAAGAUAUUUUAAGAAAUGAUGAAUAUCAAUUUAAUUAUCCUGUAUUUAAUUUUGAUCAAAAAGGAUAUCGUCGUAUUCCAUAUGUUGAUCCUAGAUUUGCAACAUUUGAACAACAAGUUGAAGAAUCAUUUUCAUUAAAUGUUGCCAAAAUGAGAGAUAUUGCAUCUUCACAUGAAAAGCCUUUAAUUUUAUCAUCUUUAGCAACAGCUGGUUUAUUAUGGAAGAAACCAAAAGAUAAAAUUACAGCUGCCAUGUUAUUUAUUACUAGUACAUUGGGUGUUAGUUAUUUAUACUUUUCAAAUAUGGGAUUUGGUAAUAUGAUUAAUAGAGUUAAUAUUGAAGCUUUUAGAAUUUUAAAUCAAGAAAAGAAAGCUUAUUUACUUAGUGACCAAGAAGUUCAAACUUCUCAACAAUUAAUUAAAUCUCAAAUUGAUAAAGAAAUGGAAGAAUUUAAAGAAAAGUACAAACAAGAAUAA